Molecule: messenger RNA, 6445 nt
Organism: Mizuhopecten yessoensis (Yesso scallop)
Lineage: Eukaryota; Metazoa; Mollusca; Bivalvia; Pectinida; Pectinidae
Product: receptor-type tyrosine-protein phosphatase kappa-like
Exons: 31
Coding region: 130-4035 (1301 amino acids)
Biological process (GO): protein dephosphorylation
Molecular function (GO): protein tyrosine phosphatase activity
Source: RefSeq, a predicted model, not a curated record
UGUUUUUCGUUACUUUAUAAUAUAGUCAAGGACCACUGCUGUUAAUAUGUAAGGAAUAUGGAGUGUUAAAGGAUUUGUAAAACUAUAUUGUGAAUUGGAGAGUUUUGACCAGUAUUUGUGUCUGUGACAAUGACCAGCAGUGACCAGUCUCAGGUCCAGAGUCCGGUACUGGACAUGUUGAUGUGGUGGAUGUUUAUGUCCUGGAUGGUCAGAUACACUAUGGCCAAUCCUUGUCCAUCUGGUUCUUUCGGAGAUUUGUGUCAAUACAAGUGUCACUGCCAGUUUGGUGGCGCAUGUUCACCCACAACAGGGGAGUGCUUUGCCGGAUGCGAGGAGGGAUACAUAGGAAAACCUUCUUGUCAGAUAGAAAAUGUGGCGUUAGGAAAGAAAACUGACCAGAAUGGGGACACGACAGUAACGUCCAGUCUGGUGGUGGACGGUGACCGGAGGAAGGAUGGCUCCACGUACGCUUGUUCACGCGUGGUGGACACGAAAUAUCCCUUCAUUGCCUGGUGGUACGUCGACUUGGGUAGGAACCACAGUCUCAACAGAAUCAAGAUCUACUUCAGGGACGACUUGCCAAUCAAUAAGCCGAGACGAGAAGGGGUGAGGGUUUACGUAGCAGCCACGCCCUUUGAUUUUAACAGUAACUCAUUGUGUUACAAGGACGUUCUCAAGAAAGAUGGUAUAAUAGCGCCCCCGAAUGUGUUAGACCUGAAGAAUUGUUCCACCAGUGGGCGUUACGUGGUUGUAUAUAAUGAGAGACCUCUCGUAGACCCCCUUAACUGUCCAACGGCUACCUAUUCCUGCUGGGCUAACCUCGAGAUAUGUGAGGUGGAAGUUUAUGCGUGUACUGACGGAACGUUUGGCGAUAACUGUGACAACUUCUGUCACUGUAAGAACGGAACAUGUGAUCAAAAUACGGGCAUUUGUCCAGGAGGAGAAUGCCGGGAAGGAUGGAAGGGGGAGCAAUGUGACGUUGGUUGCCCGGAUGGAAAAUAUGGUAUCGGGUGUAAUGAGACUUGUGGGAGGUGUCGUGAUGGUGACGUAUGUGAGACUUUGUUUGGCACGUGCCCCAACGGCUGUGAGGCUGGCUUUGACGGUCCCGCGUGUAAGGAUGCCUGCCCAGACUUCACCUAUGGCCAGACGUGUCUUGGGAAGUGUGACAACUGUGCUAACAGUACAGACUGUGACAAGGUGACGGGAUUCUGUCCCGGCAGGUGUGACAGGGGAUGGCAUGGCGUCAGGUGUGACGAACGGUGUCCAGCUGGGACGUUUGGAAUUAAAUGUGACAAAAGAUGUGGUCAGUGCCGUGGUGGUGACCAGUGUGACAUCAACUCCGGCCAGUGUCCGAGCGGCUGUGAGCCGGGCUACGCCAAACCCUACUGUACAGGACAUUGUCCUAAAGGAACAUUCGGUGUAAAUUGUUCACGAAAAUGUAGCACAUGUAACACGGAAAUGUGCCAUCACGUAACCGGAAGUUGCAUCACAGGUUGUAAAGCUGGAUGGACAGGCCCCACUUGCCUUAAACCAUGCGGACAAGGACUAUUUGGUGAAAAUUGCGGAAGGUCAUGUGACCAUUGUCGUGACAGAAAGUGUAGUCACGUGACCGGACUGUGUGUGCAAGGAUGCGUAGGGGGUUGGCGAAAUCCUCGAUGUGACCAGAUGUGUCCACCAGGAACCUUUGGAAGUGACUGUAGCGCCGCCUGCGGCUCAUGUGCAAACAGCGGCCCAUGUCACCAUGGAAACGGUGUGUGUACUGAAGGAUGCGCUGACGGAUGGAAUGGUACUCGAUGUGACAAAGCCUGUCCGGACGGUACGUAUGGUCUACAGUGUGCUCGCCCGUGCGGUCAAUGUAGGAAUAGGACAGUCUGUCAUCAUGUGACGGGAUUGUGUGAGCUGGGCUGCUCCGAGGGAUUCGUCGGUCCUAAUUGUGGAAAGAAAUCUGUGAAUACCGAUGGCGAGGUUGUGAUUCAGAGUGCAAUCAUAGGUGGCGCUUUAGCCCUCGUCUGUAUCGUCGGCAUCAUAGUACUUGUCUGUUUAGCCAGGCAAUGGAGGAGGAAAUUGCGUAUUCAGAAGAAGAGGGGAACAGAGGCACCUGGAGAUUCAGAGGCCAAUGACGCCAACAUCCAGAAUACAACGUACCAAAACGCUAAUAUCAACAAUGGUUUUGUGGACCCGGAUAUUGACGCUGAUACAGACGUGGCGAGGUUAAGUGGGGACAGUACAACCUACGUCAAUAGCUUGACCAGCAUAUACUACAACGUGGGAGCGCAGCUACCCGGUGUGUCGCUCAACAACUACGCCGAAUACGUACAGGAAAUGCAGGAGGAUCAUUCUCGCUACGCGGACGAGUUCGAUGAAUUACGGAACCGUCCGGCAUACACUCACGUGGAAGGUCAGAAGAAACAUAACAAACUGAAGAACAGGUUCCUUACCACAUUUCCAUAUGACCACUCCCGUGUGAUUCUGAACAGGUUACCAUGUGAACCAGAUUCGGAUUAUAUCAACGCCAACUAUAUAGAUAGCGUUGAUUCCACGAAGGCAUAUAUAGCUACACAGGGUCCAAAUCGCCACACGAUAGGUGACAUAUGGAGGAUGGUGUGGCAGGAGAAAAUCGAGAGUAUUGUUAUGUUGGCGAACCUCGUUGAGGACGGCAAGGUAAAGUGUGAGUGUUACUGGCCUACAGUUCUGCCUGUAACCUAUAAUCACUUCACUGUAUCCCGUAUUAGUAAGACAGAGAUGGCCAUGUACACCAUCAGGACUUUAAUCCUUACAAAUACUGAGUUGUCAGAGACACGACAAGUGACCCAGUACCACUUCACGGGAUGGCCAGACCACGGAGUACCGGACACCCUGGAACUGGUGGCCUUCCUCGCGCGUGUACUCCGGGACAAUCCACGCAAGACAGAUGCCGUACCUCUUCUCGUACACUGCAGUGCCGGAGUUGGACGGACGGGCACGUUUAUCGGCCUGCACGCGCUCUAUACCUUUGGUUGUGACAAGAAGCGUGUGGACGUGGCAGAGUUCGUCAGGAAAAUGAGGGAUAACAGAAUGCUUAUGGUCCAGAACGUAGAACAGUAUCGGUUAUUACACAUAGCUCUGCUCGAGGCGUUUAACUACACCGAGUCCUCAAUAAAGAAAUCCGACUUUACCAAACGUUACAACGAUUGUAUAAAUGAACAGACAAGCUUCAUCACUAAAGAAUUCCAGCUCCUUCAGUCGAACAAACCUGCGUAUAGUGACCAACACUUCACGGCAGCAAAGGCGCCAGAAAACCACGGGAAAAAUAGGUCUGAGGAAAUCCUGGCAGUUGACAAAUUCCGGCCCUACCUGAAUACGUACGUGGAAGGCACGACAGAUUACGUGAACGCGACAAUCGUCCCGUCAUGCAAGGCCCAGGGGAGAUACAUCGUGACGCAGGCCCCAUUACCGGCCACUGUUGUUGACUUCUGGCGCCUCAUCUACGACCACGACUGUUACACGAUCGUCGUACUCAACUCGCCAGACCAGGAACUAGAGGGAUGUGUUGGUGUUCCUCAGGCGAGCGGCGUAUGGUGGCCAUCAAUGGGGGAUUCCGUCAGCUACGGUUCACUUACCAUCACCACCACCUCGGUCAAGGAGGUUGGGAAAGAAAUCACAGAGAAAACAUAUGACAUCAAGAAAAAGGGUUUCGGAGAAGCGCGUGCUGUUAAAUCUCUCCACAUGGGAGAUUGGACUUCCGGUCAAUAUAAACCGGCUUCAAUAGAAACGCUGUUGGAACUCGUGGACUUGAUGGAGGCCUGGAAACGGAAGUGUCUUUGUCACACUGUAGCGGUGCAAUGCACAGACGGCGCACUAUGUAGCGGGGUGUUUUGUGCAGUGAGUCUUGCGCUGGACGGACUGCGGUUAGAACAGGAAGUUGAUAUUUACCACACUCUUAGAAGACUUCAUGUACGGAGACCAGAGUUCAUUAGGAAUGAGGACCAGUAUCGAUUUAUUUAUGACGUCAUCGCUGAAUACAUUGAGUCCCGAGGGAUCUACGGAAACACUUAAACUUGAUUACCUGGAUCAGAUCAAAAUCAAACUUUGACCUGCCCAAUCUUGUUUCGACAAUGGGCCUACGUGACCGGAAAAAGCCAAACCGGCAUCAAGGACAACAUAUUUUGAUGCACGGGAAAGAACAAUGUGUCAGCGUUUUGUCUCGUGCCUUGCAUGGACCAAGUGCAGCGUGCAAGAAACGAAUAUAUCAGCUGCACUACAUCCGUGGAUGGUGUUAAUCUUGUUUUAGAAUGGUUUUAUUACUACACAGAAACGCAGACGAUCUCCGCGGAGCUACCAAUGCUCUCCCGGCGAUUUUAUGAUGAUAACCAUAUCAUUGACUUGGAGGAAAUCAUUCCUACUAUCCCGAUGUUAAUCUAGAUUUUGUCUAAGAUUAGUCAAAUUAUCUCACAAAGAUAUACUGCUGCUGCCUUCGACCCUUCUAUUACAUUUCACAAGAAAUCCAUACAAUACUGAGGACUAUAUAGCUUGACUGGAGAACAAAACGUAAUUAUUGAUGAGUAUUUUGAUUUACCCCCUCGACCUUUCUUCUAAUUGCUGGGGACAAUUACUGACCAUGAUCCUGGCGACAGUCUUCCGACGAAAUCCUUGAAUUGUAACGACCGUAUCGUUGGAUUGAAAGAAACGAACUCAAUCUAUCUUAAGAAAUGAAUGACUAUUUCGAUGUAUGUUCGCGACCUUUCCUUAAUGUUGAUGACAUUUGUUACUUUUGUGUUUCUUGGUGAAAAUCAAUUUAUAUACAACUGUGCGACCUGAUGUGGUAUGUUGCAGUCCGACCACAUCGGUGUAUUGUAGCGCACCGGGCUUUAUCAAUGUACUGUAGUCUGGCCCUCUCUAGUUUGAAAUCAACAUCUCCGGACUCUACCUUAAUGGAUCAUUGAAGAUAAUUUCACGCUUAUUUGCCUUUUAUGUGUUAUUUUCAUAUCCUUACAUAAUUACAACAAUCAGUGUUAUAGUUUAAUGACAGAAGUAAGGUGCUGUUACAUACAGUUGACAUUUGAGGUCGUGGGUUCAGUGGCAUUUUGCGAUCAUUUUUCACAUAAUAAAUGUAAUUCGAGAACUAUUUAUGCAAUGUAACGAGGUACUCUUUUCAAAGACAUUCAACAAGAUGGCAAGGUCACAGUUGGACGUUGGAGGUCAUAAUAAACAUACUAUAUAACAAUUAAAGACGCUUUGAUGAGACGAUAUAAACAAGAAAAUCAUCAUCAUUCCUGAUCUUAUAUUGUAUAUUAACUCAUAUUGAGCAUAGUCACAGUCUGUAGGGAAUUAAGUUGUCACACGCGUUGGGGAUUUGUUUGCCGUAGCGUUGCUGUCCUUUGCCACACUUGAAGAGGAAGUAUGUUGUCCUUUGCCACACUUGGAGAGGAAGUAUAUCAGACGUACCGAUAUACAGACUUUGUGGAGGAUUUCAUCACCAGAACCGUUAACUAUAGUGCUAUUAACUUUUACAAUAAGAACCCUACAAUUGUACAAAUGACACACUAUACUCUCAUUGUCGUAUUUCUAACAUGUUGGCCGUACCUAUAAAACGCAAUGUAGAAACGUUAGUAUCUAUACCAGCUACCUUGUAUAAGCUUGUAUGAUGAACAAAAUGCUAUCUUUACUUGUUAGUGUAGAUUUUGUUUUGUUAUAAAACUUGUACACUUAACAAAAUGUAUUAAGCAUUUAAGUGCACGAAAAUAUGUUCAAUACACUAUUGUCAACGUUGCUUGUUCCGAUUAACUUAUUGUUUCUCGACUGUAGAUAUUUAUAUAAUUGUUGAUAUCUUAUUUGUUCUGUUUUAACUCCUGUACAUUUCAUUAUAGACGUGCACGAUAUAUAACAAUAAGAAACCCGUGUAAUAUUUUUAUCUAUCACUCUUUUUUCAUUAAUAUGUGAACAUCGUUAUUGUUUCCACGUAUACCUAAUUACAAAUAUGUUUUUUUUAUGUUUGUAACAAGGACUCCGAUUGGCUCAUCAGCGAAGAAGAAAGCUGCGAAAGCUAAAGUAUUUCAAAAGAGUCUGAAACUUUUAUGUUUUUUUUUUUAUAUUUUUAUUUUGAGUUGAUGGAAAUUGGAGUUAUUUCGAUCGAAGCUGGAAUUUUCCAAUAUUCAUGAAACAACGAUUAUCUGCUUGUGAUAUAACACCUUAUACAAAUGACGUCAAAAAUGUUCAUGGGAGAGAUUGUCAAGAUUUUGUUAUUGUGUAUGUAAUAAAAAUACAAAUUUAAAGUAAAUAUGUGUAUGAAUACAGCUGUGACAAUAGUCUGACGGGCGAACCACUGUGUCCCAACAAAUGAUACGCCUGAGUGAUUACUUGACCUACAUACCCUGUCAACUACAAAUGAUGUACAUUCUACAAAACUGUUAAUGGUAAUCCUAUCGAUAAACUGACAGCAAAUGUUUACGAAACUGGAAAAUAAAUC